AUGGAGUUUUUGCGCCGAGGUCGGUCUUCUCACGGGAGUGGGAUCGAGCAGCAGGCUUUGGCAGGACCAUCUACGCAGCCGGAAAUGGAAGAAGGAACACGACCACGAUCGAGACGUUUGCCAGGAACACGGCCUUCGCUCUCCUCCAGGCGUCGUAUCGGUAACGGGAUGCAGAGACUUGAUGGCGAAGAAAACGAUACCCCGAAAACUCCACGGUUCAGCCUGGGUCUCCCGACACUCCCAGGGACUCGCCUCAAUUUGCCACAUCUCACGAGAACAUGGACUGGCGGCUCUAACGGUCCAGAUUCACGGCCCAGCUCAAACCAGCAACACCUAAAUCAAGUCGACGAAGUGUCACCCGAAUCAGCCAUUCCUCGAGCUGGAGGCCCACCGACUGCCCCAGUAACAAUACCGGCGCCCGUGGCCCGCGCAUUCCGGUCUGAAUCCACUGGCAGGACGAGGAGGUUCACCGGUCCAGAUCCGGCAGAGAUGCAUCUGGCGCAGAUGGCCCAAGAAGGGCGACGACGUAGACGGCGCGCAAACCGCCGUCAACAACAGGACAACGACGAGGGGCACCCGAAGCGGUUUCUCCUCUGCAUCCCCUGGCCAAAAUCACGGCGCAUGAGAUCGCAGAUUCUUCGGUGCUUCAUAUCGGGCUUUUUUCUCUCCUUGCUUCUGGUGGUUUACCUAGCACUUUCCCUUACGAAAAACAUACGCAGUGGCGAGUUCACGGUGCUUUUGAUACUCAUCAUCUUGUUUGUCACCGUCUUCUUCUGCCAUGGCUUGAUUCGACUUUGCAUGCUUGUCAUACGGCCACGACCCGAAGACGAGCCCAGGCCGCCGAUGCCUCAACUCCUGCCCCCCGGUGGCUACGCUGUACCUCGGGAACCUAUCCGAGUUGUGCUGGCGCGCGACGAAGAGGAACAAGGGGAGGUCAGCGAGGCGGUCCAGGCUAAGCCGCCUGCCUAUGGCCUCUGGCGAGAGAGCGUGAGGGUUGACCCCAACCGUAUAUACUGGCAGCGCAACCCGAACGCUGCGUUGUCGAACGCGGGGCAGUCAACCUCGGGAGAGAGCAAUGGUGGGCCUCGUCCGCCGUCGUAUGCUUCGGAAGACGGAGUUAGCUAUGUCGUAGACGCCCGACCUCGGUCGAUGGCACCAAUUGUGAUGGAGGCUCCAAUGCCGCCGCAUCCGUCCGAAAUCGGGCGCACGGGGGAACGUCGGAACCCGUGGUGA
Messenger RNA from Colletotrichum higginsianum IMI 349063, 1233 nucleotides. RefSeq lists its product as uncharacterized. The transcript is spliced from 3 exons. The coding region runs from base 1 to 1233 and encodes 410 amino acids. Lineage: Eukaryota; Fungi; Ascomycota; Sordariomycetes; Glomerellales; Glomerellaceae. The record is from RefSeq and is a predicted model, not a curated record.